Messenger RNA from Kwoniella botswanensis, 630 nucleotides. RefSeq lists its product as uncharacterized. The transcript has a single exon. Bases 1 to 630 code for a protein of 209 amino acids. The record is from RefSeq and is a predicted model, not a curated record. NCBI's taxonomy places the organism in Eukaryota, Fungi, Basidiomycota, Tremellomycetes, Tremellales, Cryptococcaceae.
AUGGUAUCUCCUACUUCAACAAUAAGCAACAUCUCUCCUCCACUAAUCACUCCUCAUGCUUCCCCACCUAUACAUACCCAAGUACGACGAUCUUCCUCCACUUCAACCGGAACCACCAGCACAAAAACUAGCGAGAGCAAUAUGUUAAGUCCUGAGGAGAGAAUAUCCAAGUUACUAUCGACGAUCUCAUCAGUCUUGGUCGCCUACUCUAAAUCUCUCAAUACCUCUCCGAGAUAUAUGAAUUCUUUGAUCGAAUUCUUUCAUAGAGCAAUAUCGCUCUGUCCUGAUCCCAAGGCGGUACCUCAACUACCUACUCUUCCAUCUAGUACUCUCUCUUCGGGAUCUAAUGGGAGUAGUUCAAAUACUCCAUUCUCUGCUAUACUGCUUCAAUCUCAUCCUCCGUUGACUCAUAACAAUGGGGAUCACCAUAAUCACAACACUAGACGAAACAGCGGUCAUAAUAAUCUCAUAGACACACAUCAGCACUUAGCGGAAGAUAAUACCAAGAGCCAACAUAUACACCCUCGCAAGGUUGAAAGCGAUUUGAGGGGGGAGUUAGAAGGGUUAGAAGAGAAAGUUCGGAGAUUGGAGAAGGAUCGGUGGACAAGUGAGAUCGUAGCAGCAUGGUAA